Molecule: messenger RNA, 237 nt
Organism: Colletotrichum paranaense
Lineage: Eukaryota; Fungi; Ascomycota; Sordariomycetes; Glomerellales; Glomerellaceae
Exons: 1
Coding region: 1-237 (78 amino acids)
Source: RefSeq, a predicted model, not a curated record
AUGGGAUGGAUGGCUGCCCAACGAAUACUAUUCUCGCCACAGAGCAACUCUAACCUCUGCCUUGUGCCUCAGACCUUGAAAGGCUUGGAUGCUUCCCCAGCCCGCAGCCGUGCUUCAACUUCGCCUCAACAGAGACUGACUGACCUGACAGGUCGCACUCGCAGCACGUUCAAGCAAGUUGGCAACAGCCUCGAGUCGGAGCGUCUGCAUAGAAAAACGCAAAAUGAAAAGAAAUAA